This is a messenger RNA of Plasmodium adleri (nom. inval.), 1584 nucleotides long. Its product is annotated as ATP-dependent RNA helicase DDX5, putative. The transcript has 2 exons. Gene Ontology annotation, molecular function: ATP binding; RNA helicase activity; RNA binding. Lineage: Eukaryota; Apicomplexa; Aconoidasida; Haemosporida; Plasmodiidae. The coding region runs from base 1 to 1584 and encodes 527 amino acids. The record is from RefSeq and is a predicted model, not a curated record. Gene Ontology annotation, cellular component: ribonucleoprotein complex; cytoplasm; nucleus.
AUGAGAGGAUUUAAUUACAACAACAAUAAUAAUAAUAGUAAUAGAUAUAAUGCUUACCCAGAUUAUAAUAACAGCUAUGGAAACUAUCAAGCCUAUGGUCAACAGUAUAGAGCGAAUUAUGGAACAGGUUAUGUUCCUAAUUAUAAUAACAAUUCUAAUAAUUAUGGUAAGAAUUUAGCUCCAAUUGAUUGGAAGACUAUAAAUUUAGUUCCGUUUGAAAAGAAUUUUUAUAAAGAACAUGAAGAUAUAAGUAAGUUAUCAGCAAAAGAAGUUAAAGAGAUAAGAGAUAAACAUAAGAUUACAAUAUUAGAAGGUGAAAAUGUACCAAAACCUGUAGUUUCAAUUAAUAAAAUAGGAUUUCCAGAUUAUGUUAUAAAAUCCUUAAAAAAUAAUAAUAUUGUAUCUCCAACACCUAUACAAAUACAAGGAUGGCCUAUUGCAUUAUCAGGAAAAGAUAUGAUAGGUAAAGCAGAGACAGGAAGUGGGAAAACAUUAGCUUUUAUAUUACCUGCAUUUGUUCAUAUUUUAGCUCAACCUAAUUUAAAAUAUGGUGAUGGUCCUAUAGUUCUAGUAUUAGCACCAACAAGAGAACUAGCUGAACAAAUACGUCAAGAAUGUAUCAAAUUUUCGACCGAAUCAAAAAUAAGAAAUACAUGUGCAUAUGGAGGUGUACCUAAAAGUGGACAAAUAUAUGCUUUAAAACAAGGUGUUCAUAUUUUAAUUGCAUGCCCAGGACGUCUAAUAGAUUUAUUAGAACAAAAUGUAACAAACCUUAUGAGGGUUACUUAUCUUGUUUUAGAUGAAGCUGAUAAAAUGUUAGAUAUGGGUUUUGAAUUACAAAUAAGAAAAAUUGUUGAUCAAAUUAGACCUGAUAGACAAACAUUAAUGUGGUCAGCUACAUGGCCAAAAGAAGUACAAGCCUUGGCAAGAGAUUUAUGUAAAGAGCAACCAAUACAAGUAAAUGUUGGCUCUUUGACAUUAACUGCUUGUCGUAGUAUUAAACAAGAAAUAUAUCUUCUUGAGGAACAUGAAAAAAUCGGAAAUUUGAAAUCUUUAUUACAAAGAAUCUUUAAAGAUAAUGAUAGAAUUAUUGUAUUUGUUGAAACAAAGAAAAAUGCAGAUUUUAUUACAAAGGCGUUAAGGUUAGAUGGUAUGCCAGCUUUAUGUAUACAUGGAGAUAAAAAACAAGAAGAAAGAAGGUGGGUAUUGAAUGAAUUUAAAACUGGUAAGAGUCCUAUUAUGAUUGCUACUGAUGUAGCUUCAAGAGGAUUAGAUAUAAAAAAUGUUAAAUAUGUUAUCAAUUUUGAUUUUCCAAAUCAAAUUGAAGAUUAUGUUCAUAGAAUUGGAAGAACAGGAAGAGCAGGUUCUCAUGGUGCUUCUUUUACAUUUUUAACAGCAGAUAAAUAUAGACUUGCAAAGGAUUUAGUUAAAAUAUUAAGAGAAUCUGAACAACCAGUACCACCACAAUUAGAAAAAAUAUCUUAUUCUAUGGGAAAUAAUCAAAGAAGAAACCCUUAUUAUAGUUCUGGGCGUUCAAACAAUGUAAAUAAUAUACCAUUAAGAGGAAAUAACAGAUUCUACUAA